AGCACGGCCCUGCCUGCCGCCUGCGCUGCGCAGCCUUCGCGCGCGCCCGGAUGGCGCUUUCCUCCCAGGACCGGCUUAGAAUGCAAUAAUUCAAGAAUUUUAUAAUACAGUGGAGUAGCUUAACAACUGCUUAUGCGCUUUCCAUGAUAUGUUCUCUAUAUUAAAAAAUUAUGACAUCAGCAUCCAAAGGAAUUCUCCGCCCAUUUUUAAUCGUCUGCAUUAUCCUGGGCUGCUUCAUGGCAUGUCUGCUCAUUUACAUCAAGCCUACCAACAGCUGGAUCUUCAGUCCAAUGGAGUCAGCCAGCUCAGUGCUGAAAAUGAAAAACUUCUUCUCCACCAAAACUGAUUAUUUUAAUGAAACUACUAUCCUGAUUUGGGUGUGGCCAUUUGGGCAGACCUUUGACCUUACAUCUUGCCAAGCAAUGUUCAACAUCCAAGGAUGCCAUCUCACAACAGACCGUUCUCUGUACAACAAAUCUCAUGCAGUUCUGAUCCAUCACCGAGACAUCAGUUGGGAUCUGACUAACUUACCUCAGCAGGCUAGGCCACCCUUCCAGAAAUGGAUUUGGAUGAAUUUGGAAUCACCAACUCACACGCCCCAAAAAAGUGGCAUUGAGCACCUGUUCAACUUGACUCUGACCUACCGCCGCGACUCAGAUAUCCAAGUGCCUUACGGCUUCUUGACGGUGAGCACAAACCCCUUCGUGUUUGAAGUGCCAAGCAAAGAGAAGUUAGUGUGCUGGGUUGUAAGUAACUGGAAUCCUGAGCAUGCCAGGGUCAAGUAUUACAAUGAGCUAAGCAAAAGCAUUGAAAUCCAUACCUAUGGGCAAGCAUUUGGAGAGUAUGUGAAUGAUAAAAAUUUGAUUCCUACCAUAUCUACUUGCAAAUUCUAUCUUUCUUUUGAAAACUCAAUCCACAAAGAUUACAUCACAGAAAAGCUCUAUAACGCUUUUUUAGCUGGCUCUGUACCUGUUGUUCUGGGGCCAUCUAGGGAAAAUUAUGAGAAUUAUAUUCCAGCAGAUUCAUUCAUUCAUGUGGAAGAUUAUAACUCUCCCAGUGAGCUAGCGAAGCAUCUGAAAGAAGUUGACAAAAACAAUAAGUUAUACCUUAGUUACUUUAACUGGAGGAAGGAUUUCACAGUGAAUCUCCCACGAUUUUGGGAAUCACAUGCAUGCUUGGCUUGUGAUCACGUGAAAAGGCAUCAAGAAUAUAAAUCUGUUGGUAAUUUAGAGAAAUGGUUUUGGAAUUAAAGUUUUCCAUCAUUUGCACAUUUGGAAAAAUUAUUUUGAUGAGCUAUCAUCCAAGUUUUGAGGAUAAGAAGAGAGACAAUAUUCUGCUUUUGUGUCACAAUUUAUUUUUAUCACUCUCUCUUGGGUAACAUGUACACUUUGAUGGAGAUUUCUGAGAGCUCAGCACUAGCAAUCACUCCCUUUGGUUUUAAAUUAUCCUGUAUAUACCUAAUUAUGUGCACUGAAAAUUAAUUUAUUCUUUGCUACCAUUUGUAAACAUUGUUUUUCACAUUUUGGUAGUUGUUUGUAAUGUACAUUCGUGAUAUGAUUGUUGUUUCUACAUUGGUCAGCUGUUUAAGCUAUUUGGGAGAUGACAAUGCACAUCUUAAAAUAUGAAAUAUUUUCACUAAAUACCAUGAUCUCUAGUUCCAAGUUUGCCUAAUAUAACAAAGGAAAGGUAUUUGUAACUGAGUUCUAACCUCUUUGACUUCAAAGUGAACAAAGUGUGUAACUGUCUCUAUUAGAUAUACUUUUUACCUGCUUGCCACAUUUUUUGUGAAGGGAGAAUUAUUCAUGUAGUGAAUUAAAAAGAUGGUGAAGCUGAACUGUUUUUUUUCAGGAAGGUAUUAGACUUUUCAUUUAUUUUCAUUAAGCAGUCUUGCAAAUGCAGCCACUUGUUCUCAAGAUCUUAAGUUAAAUUAUUCAAGUAUUUCUAAAUAUCCAAUUUGGGGGGAUUUGUAGAACUUGGGAAAUAAUCCUGACAAUACAUAAGAAUAUCUAGGAUAGUUCUCUUCCCAAUCCUUACACUUACUAUUAUAAUAAAACAAAUAAUUUCCUCAAAUAACAAAGGAAAAGAAUGUGUAUAGAUACAAAUCAUAUUUAUAAGUGGUACAUUUAUGUAUAAUCUUGAAUAACAUAAAAAUUUAAAAUAUUUUUUCCAAGCCCCAAUAUUUAAAAGUUUCAUUUUACCAUGUGGACAAAUAAAUAGACAAAACAUUUUAAAGGUUUGCUCUCACAUUACAAGAACCUAAAUAAAAUUAUCAUUAAGGUGUUAUGCAGAAGAUAUUAAACAAAGUGGGGAUCUAUAGGUAAUACACAGUUCUAACCCAGAGUACGAUCUCAAUGCACAUUUAUUAAAUGAAGAAAUGAAUGUCAGUGAAAAUCAUGGGAAAAUUUUUGUUUGCUUCAAGAAAGUUAUAGUUCUAGUGUAGAAAUAUUAACUGGAUAUAAUGUUUUAUAUUUCAUUUUCAUAAUUUUUCAUAUAUAGCACUUGUGACCAUGGCCCUCAGAGCUUUACAGAACCAAAAUAAACUUGCCAUUACACUAAGUUCUUGGAAGAUUCAUCCCUGAACCUGCAGUUGUACACAACAAUUUUCCUCUGUAAGGUUAAGAGCUGGAUAUAAGCAGAGAUUAGUAGGUGGAAAAAGAUGGGAUGUUAAGGAUUUUUUAAGAAAAACAUGCCCCAAAAGAAUCUUUAAUGACUAUUCCAUUCAGGCCAAAAACCCAUCAAAAGAACUGGAGUGUUCUGAUGACAUCUUUUUGGAUCUAAUUGUGACAUAUUCUAAUAGUCCUGUUACAUGUUAACAUUAGUAGAAUACAAAUCCACCAUCCUCUACAUCAAAUGGAAGUUAGAUAGAGACAAACUUGAGUUCAGUAAGUAGGACAUAUGUCCAUUGCCCCAGACUGCCUUGUGUGGGAAUGAGCUCUCUGGAGCUCUAGGAGGAGUGGACCAGAGGAAGAUUCUGGCAUGAGAUGGAGGACUGUUUGAUCCUCAGGUUCAUUUCUUUACCCAUGUCAAACAGGCAUGUUGUGUCAGGCAAUGCCCUAACCAGAGAUAAAGACGAACAAGUUACUGUCACUGCCCUACAGGAGCUUACAGUUAAGUGGAGAGAUAGAUGAAAGCUUUCUUUGAGUCUGUGUUAAUGCACGUACUCCUCUCAAUGGAGUUUAUAUGAGGCACUGUUGAUUUAAUGAAAAUAAGAUAGCAUAUUUCCCCCAUUGCUCAGGGAUUUGACAUAUUUCUGAGCUGCAAACUUUGUUCAUUCAUUUCACUACUCACUGAUGUAGGUUCCCUCCAUAUUAUGUCUUCUAACACAUCACAUCAAGAAGUGGUGUGUCUGUGUGGAUGCCCUCGUAGAUAAAGGUAAAUCUCACCUACGUUUAUUUCAUCAGGUUAAAAAGUCUAAUUCAUACAUUUACACAGACUUUGUCAUUCUUUUGUCAUCCUACCAAAAGUGUAGGGUUCUAAACAGGUUGCAUGGUUAACAUGUUUAGAAAGCACCUGCUUUCCUCAAAAGUAGCGAAGCAUUCAGUGUCUUGACAACCCAUCUUGGCUCAUGAUCUCAAAGAACUAAGAAACCUGGGGACAUCACCUCUCUUGCCAAAUAUGAAUUUGAUCUCUUUUUUAGACUGAGUAUAAUCACACGCUGAUAAUAUGACUCAAGCCAAGGCAAUAAUACUAUGUCACUACCUGACACAUCUAUAUAUUGAAAACCCAUUACCAGGUCCCAGAAGAAUAACUUUUCUGAAUUUGAAGUGCCAAAAUGAAUGAGUCAACUUAGCCCAUCAGUUCUGGGAGUAUUUAUUUGUAAGUUUUAGGGCUAGAUGGUAUUAUAGCAAUGUUUACAAACCAAUCCCUUGAUUCUACUUAUGGAUUAACCAGAUCCAAGACUGGAAUGUAAGGGUGCCCUAACUCUCAAUGCUAUGUUAUUUUUCAUUGUAUUCUCAUCUAACCAUAGAAGUACGUCUCAAUUCAUAAAAAUGCGAAUGCCUUAUUGGUCUAAUUAAGGCCUAUGGAAUGGUACACUCUAUGUGGAAGCACUUUGACUUUUGAAAAAAGUAUAUAGAAAUACAACAUCAAACUUGUUAGCAUUCUUUCUGUUUUAAAUAUUUUAGGAGAUGAGCUUUAGCAGAAGGAAGUGGAUUUUGACUACAUUUUAAGUGAAAUGUGACCCUCAAAGAUGGUGUAUGGUUCUGAGGCACUCCAUUAAUAAAUACCAUGGAUUGCAAUUCUUUUAAAGGAUAUCUCCUGGUAAAAGAUAUGGAUUCAACAAAAUUAGCUUGCUUUUGGUUAUAAAAACAAAUAAUUAUGCCAGAGGAUAAACUGUGCAUAUAAAAACAGAAUAGACCGCUUAAAAAGUUUUGUUCCAAAUUAUAAAAAAUCUUUAAUGGUCUGAAUAUUAAAUGUUAAUUAUUAUAGGCCUUACUAGUAAGAAUAUAUAAAUAUUAUAAUAGGUCUUCUUUGUAAGAAUAUAUACUGAAUUCUCCAUAUCCAACAGUAUUAAACUCCUAAAAAAAAAAAGACAUGACAGUCAUAUUAUAUGACAGCCAUAAAUUUUAGAA
Lutra lutra (Eurasian river otter) is the source of this 4571-nucleotide messenger RNA. RefSeq names its product fucosyltransferase 9 (gene FUT9). Gene Ontology annotation, cellular component: membrane. Gene Ontology annotation, molecular function: alpha-(1->3)-fucosyltransferase activity. NCBI's taxonomy places the organism in Eukaryota, Metazoa, Chordata, Mammalia, Carnivora, Mustelidae. The record is from RefSeq and is a predicted model, not a curated record. The transcript has 3 exons. The coding region runs from base 171 to 1250 and encodes 359 amino acids.